Messenger RNA from Tilletiaria anomala UBC 951, 1824 nucleotides. Its product is annotated as Pkinase-domain-containing protein. The transcript has 6 exons. Gene Ontology annotation, biological process: protein phosphorylation. The coding region runs from base 1 to 1824 and encodes 607 amino acids. Gene Ontology annotation, molecular function: protein serine/threonine kinase activity; ATP binding. Lineage: Eukaryota; Fungi; Basidiomycota; Exobasidiomycetes; Georgefischeriales; Tilletiariaceae. The record is from RefSeq and is a predicted model, not a curated record.
AUGUCCUGGAAGCUCGGCAAGAAGCUCAAAGAAGGCGCGCUCGCAGGCCGCUCGCCGUCCAUCGGAGGCGGCAGCAGCAGCGCCGUCCACCUCGACCGCUCUGCGACACCGACGCCCGGCAACCCGAACCCCAGCCAGCAGCAGUAUGGCCUCGACGCCUCAUCGCCAGCGGGCGCUAGCGCCAGGAGCAGCGGCAGCGGCGCGUCCAGCUCGAGCGGCGCCAGCAACCCGCUUGCAUCUUCUACCGGCGCGCCGAUCAACCGCAGCGGCUUGCUCACCAUUGGCGUCGUCGAGGCGCGCGGCCUCAGCCUCAGCGCAGGUCAAACCGUUCCGCCGGCGAUCCAGCGCGCGAUCCAGCAGAAUGGUGGGAUGGGUGCUGCAAACGGCGCCUCAUCAGCAGCAGCAGCAAAAACAAACAACCGACAGUCGAUGCAGCGGCGCCAGCACUGGUGGCUACCGUACAUUGUGCUCGAAUUUGACAAGAAUGAGGUGCUCAUCGACGCCGUCAGCGGCGACCUUGCCAGCCCAGCGUGGAUGUACAAGGCCAACUUCGAUGUAUCGCGCAACUCGGAGAUCAGCCUGCAGAUUUACUUGCGCUCCGGCGGUGACGACGUCAUGUCCGUUUCAGAUCUCUACCUGGGCGGCGUCAAAUUCGUACCGGACUUUGAGUCCGCAAGCGCCUCGCGCAGCGCCGGCGGUGCCGUCGUUGCCGAUGAGUGGUUCGCCGUCAGCAGUGGUGGGACGGGGCAAGUGCGCAUCCAGGUGUCGUACAAGAAGCUCGACGCGCAGGGCUCGAGCCUGAACAUGGAUGCGUUCGAGUUGCUCAAGGUCAUCGGCAAGGGCAGCUUUGGGAAGGUGAUGCAGGUACGCAAGAAGGAUACGAGCCGCAUCUACGCCCUCAAGACGAUCCGCAAGGCACACAUCGUCAGCCGGUCCGAGGUGACACACACGCUCGCCGAGCGCACCGUUCUUGCGCGCAUCAACAAUCCAUUCAUCGUCCCUCUCAAGUUCAGCUUCCAGUCGCCCGAGAAGCUGUACCUGGUCCUCGCGUUCGUUAACGGCGGUGAGCUCUUCCACCACCUCCAACGCGAAGGCCGCUUCAACGAGGAGCGUAGCAGGUUCUACGCUGCCGAGCUCCUAUGUGCGCUCGAGCACCUCCACAGCUUCAACGUCAUUUAUCGCGACCUCAAGCCUGAGAACAUUCUCCUCGACUACACUGGCCACAUCGCCCUCUGCGACUUUGGCCUCUGCAAGCUCAACAUGGGCGCUGACGAAACGACGAACACCUUCUGCGGCACGCCCGAGUACCUCGCACCGGAGCUGCUGCUGGGCCAGGGCUAUACGAAGGCGGUCGACUGGUGGACGCUCGGUGUCCUGCUGUACGAGAUGCUGACGGGCCUCCCGCCGUUCUACUCGGAGGACGUCAAUGAGAUGUACCGUAAGAUCCUGCAGGACCCGCUGCGCUUCGGCGACGAGGUCCGCCCGGACGCACGCAGCCUGCUUACCCUCCUGCUCAACCGCGACCCCGCGCAGCGCCUCGGCAGUGGACAGAGUGGCGCAGAGGUCAUCAAGGCGCACCCCUUCUUCAGCAAGCACAUUGACUGGAAGAUGCUCCUCGCUAAAAAGGUCCGCCCGCCAUUCAAGCCGAGCGUGGCAUCGGCAAUCGACACGUCCAACUUCGACCCGGAAUUCACCAGCGAAGUACCCACGGAUUCGGUUGUCGACGACAGCCACAUGCUCAGUGCAACCGUGCAGGAGCAGUUCGUCGGCUUCUCCUACAACGGCCCCAACGAGCUGCACCAGGCCGAGAGUCUGCGAGAUUGA